UUUGUUUUCAAAUUUCACGAGGCGAAACGCAAUAAGCAAUAAAAUGGAGUGUCGUGUUGCAAUUAACAGAUCCCGAUGAAUACAGUAAAACAUUUCGCCUAAUUCCCAGUAGGGUGCUUAGAAAUGCUUCAUGAAGUGGCGCGCGCACCCGAGCCGUUUUGAGCGGUCUUUACAACUAUGGUGGAGGACAGCUUCGAGGUGGAAGAAUGGGAUGCCGACUUCCUGGACCAGCUCGUCCAAGCCGAGGAACUUGCUUUGUCCACCCAGCGUCCUCGCCACGCGCCGUCGCAGCUGCCUCCGCCGCCGCCGUCGCUUCUGUCACCGACAUUUCUCCCGCACCCGGCUGCUCCGCGAGUACCGCCAUGUGACGUCAGUUACUCUCCUCCUCGCGAGCUCUCGCAGCGAACCCGUGAAAUCCCCCGAGCGGAAGACGUUCCUGAUUCCACUGGUUCUUUUGGUGCAAUUGCUAACCACUUUGCUAAGGAGCAAGAAAAUGAUAGGCUAAAGAAAGAACUUCAAGGCGUCUCAAAGCAACUUCAUCAACUGGAGCACGAAAUUUUGGAACUUAGAAAAGAAAAGGACAAAAAGGAGGAGGAGCUCAAAGUUUUACAAUCAAAGGUCGAGGCAAAAGAUGCGGAAUUUCAAAACACGAAGAAUGCUGAGAUUCCUACAGCUCCUGGGAUAUCUAUGGAGUGUCAAAAUGCAAAGCCGUCAAAUGAUAAGCUUAGUUCUUCAAGUAUACGUAGCUCAGAAAAGUUAUUCAACCUGUGGAACUCAGAUGAUCAGAAACAGGGAAAAACUCUAGUUGCAAAGCUUUUUAUGACUUGUGAAGCAGAUUUUCAUGUGCUAUUUGGAUACCUGAACUCUCCACAGAAAGACUUCAGUAGGGGUACCCAGACCACGGAAACUGCAAAAGUAUCGCACUUAUAUUCAGUCUUGACCAAGUUGCAGAUAAGUAAUGAUACAUCAAGAUUGGGGGAGCUGUUAAGAGCAUUGACUGAUCUUUGUAAUCUAAAGAAUGUUGCUAUUGUUCGAGGCUCUAUUCGUAUUCUGCACCAUCUUUUGAGUAAUUCUUUUAGCUUGGAAAAGGAAGAUUGUAAAAGGGAAAAUAUUAUUUUUGAAGAAAAAUCGCACAUAAUAUCUGAUACAAAUGGAAGUGAAGAUCCUGAAAGUGAAAGGUUGUGUUCUGCAAAUGUAGCCGAGAUGUUAAAGCAGGGUCGAGUUCUCUCUGGACUGGAAUUAUCCAAUAUUAAAAUCCCGGGCUGCAUUGGAUUCUUUGAUCAUAGAUUUGGGACAUCUAUAUCUGGAGCCUUUUGGGUUUCCCUCUUUGAGACUAUCUGUGCUGUUGCCACUGAAAACAAUGAAAAGCAAAUAAGGCGUGAAGCACUUUCAAUCAUGAAUCUGAUCCUCAUGAGACAGAAUGCGUAUUUGGAGAGAGACGGGUUUGCUGGGGAGCUUGUUUUUCGUAGUUUAUCAAACUUGUUGAGGAAAGAAGCUGGAUUUUCCGUGCAAGACCAAGCUGUUCAUACUCUCUAUCUGCUGUGUAAUUCUCCAAAAGUCGUACCUUUGCUUUGUUCCAAUUAUGAAGAAGAUGGAGCACUUGCAACUUCCAAUGAUAUUACCAACAGAAGUGGUUCAACUUUUAAUGGAUUGAAUGAGAUCUUAAUUGGCUUGGCCGAUUGUUUAGCUUGUUAUAGAAGUGCUUCUGCCGAGGUGAGCUUACCUUUUCAGCUUUUCAGGCGCUUGCAGUUUCAAGGUGAGAUGAAGCUUCGAAGAAAUGCUAUCUCUCUCCUGGCUUUCGUAGGAUCAGCAGGAAAAUCGAGCCUUGAGAUUUUGCUGAAUCAUAGGCUUCCAAAGGGCACCAACUUCCUUGUAAUCAUUUUGCAAAGCUUAGCAUCCGAUCUGGACCCUGAGGCAUUAAACUCUGCUAAACAAUCUGGCAUUGUUAAAGAACAGUGCUUGCUUAUUCGUGAGGCACUAAUCUUUUUGAACAGACUUGUGUCCCAUCCUGAUUACUCAGUACCUGUUUUGCAAGCAUUGACAGACACAAGGGAGCUUGCAAGCACGACAGUGGACAUUGCCAACAUUUUGACCCGUAAUAGCAAUUUGUUGUGGAAGGACAUUAGCUCGAAAAAACAUGUAAGGGAAUCCGAAAUCACGGACUUGGCUCGGGUGUUCAAAAAGCGAGUUUUUACGUUUCUUGGAGACAGCAUAUCGUGAGAGCCUGAUUUUUUUAUGGCAUUACGUUUCCUUGUAUUGAGUAUGUUAGAAGUGUAAUUGGUGUUUGGUUUUUGUAGAUUUUUGAUAUCCGACACAUGAAAAAACUUUCAUCCAUCCCCGUUAGUUUCACACAUCCAAGGUUUUGUAACGAUUUUUUUGGUAAAACUAUGACCUGCUCCUCAGCCCAAUGCAAUUUUUUUAGAGUACAAAGCAUUUUGGCUUAUCAACCAACAACCUUUUUUCCUUUUUUUUGGCGGUUAGGGAUUUCCUCAAUAUAGAGGUGAAAACUUUGAAUGGAUGUUGUUGUUUGGCCUUCGUUCAUAUAUACUCAUUUCUGUUUUUGGCAAAUAUCUGGUGCUAGAUAGUUGGAGCACGGGUAUCGAAUCGGAAAACAAGAAAAAAAUAUACAUAUAUAUAGUUUUAGUAUUUCAAGUAUAGCUG
Molecule: messenger RNA, 2661 nt
Organism: Striga asiatica
Lineage: Eukaryota; Viridiplantae; Streptophyta; Magnoliopsida; Lamiales; Orobanchaceae
Source: the annotation of a GenBank genome assembly